UGUUUGUGCGUGCCUGGCACGACUGCCGUCCCAUUGUCGCGUUCGCCGUCCUCGUCAUAGCGUGAGAGGGUCCCGCGGACACCACGGUACGAUAGCGUCCGCGACACACUACCGAGCGUGCCGUCCGACAUCAGCCGCGAUAUGUCAAGUCAAAUAUGUCUAAAGUGGAACAGUUUCCUCAGCAAUAUCGCGACCAGCUUCGAGAGCCUGUGGGAGGAAGAGGGCCUGGUGGACGUGACCCUCGCCAGUGACGGACAGUGUCUCACGGCGCACAAGGUGAUACUAUCGGCCAGCAGUCCCUUCUUCAAGAAGGUCUUCCAGACAAACCCAUGUCAACAUCCUGUUAUAAUUCUUCAGGAUGUACAUUUUAGUGAAUUGGAGGCAUUACUUAUAUUUAUAUAUAAAGGAGAAGUUAAUAUUGAGCAGAAGAAUUUACCAGCACUUUUAAAAGCAGCAGAAACAUUGCAAAUUCGGGGCUUGUCUGGUGGAGAUAUCUUUGCAAAGGAGUCCUAUAAACGAUUAGCUGAAUUAGAGCAGGCUGUAGCCGAAGAUGCACCGCUGAUUAAAGAAGAGUCACCUAAAAAAAAGCAAAAAGUCAGCAAACAACAGAAUAAUUCUAUAUUGGAGAAAGCUCUAACACCUAGAAUACCGCAGUCAGAAAAUACAAAUGAAUCUGCAGCCAGUGAUCAAAGUGGAAAGGAUGGAGAGUACUUGUUGCCUGAAACAUUACCAAAUCCAGUAUAUCAUCGGUUGGAGAUGAAAAUAGAACCAUUGGAAAUGGCAGUAGAUGAUCUCCAAAAGCGGUCUCCAUUAGAUAAAGAUCCAGCAGAAAGGCUAGACACAGGACAAACAGAUGGGAAUCAAGGGUCUGGGAACAGUCCUGCUGAAGACAUUUCCGGUUUAUCUGGCUUGUCCGGGCUAAGUGGAUUCUCGGACGUCAAGCCGCUGCUUUACUCGUAUCAGCAUCUACCUUACGCCGAUCUCCUGCCAAGCCCGGACAUAAUCUCGACCUGGGCGUCGUCUCGACCGAUGGAUCACCUGGCUUGCGAUCUCAUGAAGAUCCUUUUCACGCCGGAAGAGAGAAUCCUCUGUAAUGUCAAUGGCAAAAUGGGAAAACAGCAGUUCGACAGCAACAAGAUACAUUUAAUCCGGGAGGUUCUGUUACACUUUAGUGGUAUAGCGCCUAAUAGCAUCGAAUGGGAGGAAGCAUGGAAGAAUUGCGUAACCAAAAUUGACACUAGUAAUAGGGGCUUGAAAAGGUAUUUGUUUCAGAGGCGCUCGGUCUACACCCAAUGACUAGGGCGUUUCAGGUCAGGGGUAAAACGGAAACGUUUCCACUGGCUAGAAUAGGAUCGUUCUUGUAAACCUGUCGCCCCGUUUGUUGUUCUCACGCGAUUAUCGCGGGGUUCGUCCCUCGCUUGUUCCUCUUCAGUGUAAAGCUUUCGCGCAGCUUUACAUUUAGAACGUUGUAAAAAAUUGAUGUAAGUAGACAUUAAAGUUCAGGUAUGGGGAAUAAGAGACGGACAGUCAGCUGGCAUGACGGUCAGCUAAAAAAUCGUGAAGUUAACACGUGCAAUAGGAUCGGAGCGCAAGCGUCUUCGAUUGACGAUUCUAGGUUGUAGAUUUCGGGGUGACAGGGUGAUUAGGCAAGAGCAUUAUAGACGCGAUUGAAUUAUUUAUAUACGCUUUAGAUUUACCGCUCGACAUGACGAACGAUCGAAUAAUUCUAAACCUUUCUCUUUCAUUAUAAUUUUUACAUUGAAAAGUAUCUCCUCCGAGAUACUUUGUUUGAUCUCUCUCCUUAUUCUCCUUGUUCUCGCACAUCGCGUAUUUAAAACAAAAUCUUGAUGCUUCUCACAACGCACUUGCGAGAGAAAUCAAUCACCCAGUUGUCUGUAUACCUCUGUUUUUUUUUUAUUUUUUAUAAUACAUUGAAUAACAUUACAUUCCUACAUUUAUUUGCGGUAUAUUAAUUAUGAGAAUUUGUUUUGACAGUAAAACAUUGCGAUAUUAAAAAGUUGACGUAUCAGAGAGACACGCGAGUCUCCCUUUUUCUCUUUUUCGCACUCGAAUAUAACACACAUACACAUUAAUAUACAUAUACACAAACAUCACGCACUCGCUCAUACGCAUUAUCGAUACACGGACAGGAUGUAAGCAUUCGUACGCGUCCAUGUAUACGAUAUAUACGCGGAUGUGCACGACUCACUUAUAAGUAUAUAUGUAUGAGAUAUGUAUAUAUAUAUAUAGAUAUAUGAUCGUGUCGAUCAUGUUGGUCACGCGCGUGCGUAAUGUAACGGUGCACGACCGCGACAGCUCUAUGUACACUUAAAGGAAGAGAUACCGUAGCUCCGAAGACAGGAAUAGUGAUUUAAAGACAUGCUUAUAGAGUAUUUAAAUCGCAGUAGAGGGUCACUCAUACACACAUACAGAAUGUGCGUUAUGAACUAUUAGGAUAUACGUUGCGAAUCAAUGUCCGAAUUCUCAUCGCGUACGUCCUUCUCUCAAGAUUCGCACGAAAAUGUUCUUUGAUCUCCGUUUACUUGUAAAAUCGAGUUGUUUUUAUUGAUUGCACGUGCGAUACAGGCAUUGAUUAGUGAAAUAUAUAUUUCGACAGCUUCGAGCCGACUAUUAUUUAAAUCGAUAUUAUUGUAGACAAAACAAACGACUGGUCGCAAAUAAACCUAUUUUACAUU
Messenger RNA from Cataglyphis hispanica, 2696 nucleotides. Its product is annotated as transcription factor GAGA-like. The transcript is spliced from 4 exons. NCBI's taxonomy places the organism in Eukaryota, Metazoa, Arthropoda, Insecta, Hymenoptera, Formicidae. Gene Ontology annotation, molecular function: DNA binding; protein binding. The record is from RefSeq and is a predicted model, not a curated record. Gene Ontology annotation, biological process: regulation of transcription by RNA polymerase II. Gene Ontology annotation, cellular component: nucleus. The coding region runs from base 142 to 1296 and encodes 384 amino acids.